AGACCCUGUGAACACGACAACUCACGCUUGUCGCAGCGCGCGGGACUCACUCGCGUCUCCCGCAGGUAUAUUGGCAUACACGGCGAAGAGAAAUGACAUGGCGAGAAACCUCACACAACGAAAAAAAAACAACAACAAAAAGUACUAAAAAUGGUGUCAGAGGUUGGGUGAGCAGGGAUUAACGGACGGGGGUGUGAAUGCUUCCAGGGUGUUGUUGAGAUGCCCUGUGACACUUGUUGUGGAAUCCAGAAAUAAUUCAAGAACGGUAAUUGCAUAAUCUUUGUUCUAGUUACCAACUGGUUACUUCCCGUUGUGUGACUUUUGCCAUGAUUUAUAUUUUCGGAUGGGACAUUUGUUUGUUAUAUUUUUAUUUCCUGACUCAGUGAUGGCUUUAUUCUGAAGCAAGGUUCAGCAAUGAAGCCAGUAUGUCUUAAGACAUUUUCCAAAUCAUCAGCGAAGAAGCCACUAGGGAGGUCUUGCGUUCAACUUUUGAUCUUUCACCUGCUCCUGCCCACCGUCUCGUCCCUGGACCAGCAUAGCCCAGUCCUUAAGUCAGCCAUUUCUUUGCGACACGACAAAGAGGAAAUCACUAACGAGACUCUGAGCAUGCUUUCCGCCAAGAUCAUCGAAGACGGGGAUGUGAUAUUCGGCGGCCUCUUCCCGAUGCACGAGCAGAGCCUGCACAAGUCACACUGCGGGAAACUGAAGCGAGAGAAAGGCAUCCAACGGCUGGAAGCCAUGUUGUACGCCGUGGACAUGAUCAACGCCGACCCGAAGCUCCUCCCAGGGCUGAAGAUUGGCCUUCACGUGCUGGAUACUUGCAGCGACGAUACCUACGCUCUGGAGCAGUGCAUGGAUUUUAUCAAGGCCCAGAUGUCCAACAUUGACAAGGAUGACUACGUAUGCACGGACGGGAGUAUCCCCCAGCGACCCCUCCUCAAACCCGUGGCCGGGGUCAUCGGAGCCGCCUCCAGUCCAGUAUCGAUAAUGGUGGCUAAUAUAUUGAGACUGUUUAAGAUUCCUCAAAUUAGCUACGCCUCUACCAGCGCCGACCUCAGCGACAAGACUAGAUUUGAGUACUUUUCAAGGGUGGUCCCACCGGAUAACUAUCAGGCUCAAGCCAUGGCGGACACCGCCCGUGCCUUAGGCUGGACCUAUGUCAACACGCUGGCCGACUCGGGGACGUAUGGUGAGAAAGGAAUUCAAGCCUUCGUGGAAGCCACCAAGAACUCAGGCCUGUGCAUCUCCCGAGCAGAGAGCAUCCCCCGGGGAGCAGACGACAACCGGCUGAGGUUGAUUGUGGACAGCCUUCUGAAGGGCGAGAACAACGCGAAAGCGAUCAUGAUGUUUGCUAAUGAAGAUAACUCCAGGCGUGUGGUCCAAGCUAUCAGCAGGCUGAAUAAAACGGACUCUGUCUAUCUCUUGGCGAGUGACAGCUGGGGCGCCAAGGUCCAUCCUGUGUACAGGCAAGAGGCUGACGCUGAAGGCACAGUGACCAUCCUGCCCAUGAGGAGCAUGAUCCCAGGAUUUGAUGAAUACUUUCUGAAUCUAACUGUGAACCAUACAAGGAAUCCUUGGUUUAAAGAGUUCUGGUCAGAGAUUUUCAAUUGUACCAUUGACAACUUUCACAACGGAGCCAAGGCUUGUACUGGUAACGAAAGCUUGAAGAACUGGAAGGACUACAAUCAAGAAGGUCUUGUCCAGUUCGUCAUUGACUCGGUCUACGCCCUGGCUCACGCGGUCAACGAUAUGCUGGCCGCCUACUGCACCGACGGAUUCGUUAGAUGUCCGAUUCUCAAACAGCUUUCGGGUCCAGUGUUUCUGCAGUUCAUCCGAAACGUUUCGUUUGUUGGUGUCAGCGGUGACGAGGUCAAGUUCAACACCAACGGCGACAGUCUCGGCCGUUACGACAUCUUCCAGUUCCAGAAGGUCAACGAUGAGUUCAAGUACAUCAAAGUAGGAGAAUGGAUCGACAGACUGUACCUGAAUAAGUCCAGCAUGCGAUGGAAGAAUGGUUCAACUGACAUUCCGAGGUCCAUCUGUAGUGAGCCCUGCUCCUUUGGUCACGCCAAACUGUCCAGUAGUGACUGCUGCUGGAACUGUGUCCCAUGCAAGGAAAAUGAAUACUUGCCAGACGAGACUCAGUGUCUGCCUUGUCCAACAGACUCCAGGCCCAACGCAACACUAACCGGAUGUGAACGACUGCCAGUGGUCACCCUGGUGCCGGCCAGUCUGUGGUUUAUUCUACCAGUGGCCUUCUCUAUAGCUGGAGUGUGUUGUACCAUCUUCGUGUUUGCCGUUUUCCUGGUGUUCAACAAGACUCCACUCAUCAUGGCCUCAGGGAGAGAACUCUGCUAUAUACUGCUCUUUGGAAUCGCUCUCUCGUACUGCACCUCAGUGGCAAUGCUGGCUCGCCCCUCUGUACUGACCUGCGCCAUCAGACGACUGGGUCUCGGAGUCUCCCUCUGUUUUGUCUACGCCGCCAUCUUAACGAAAACCAAUCGGAUAUUUAGGAUUUUUUCUGUCGGUAUAAAAGCGAUGGUCAAGCGUCCAAGUUAUACCAGUCCCAAGUCUCAAAUAUUUAUCUGUUCAGCCCUGGUCUCUGUACAGAUCGUAGGGGCGUUCACCUGGAUAGGGUUCGAGAAGCCCAGCGUGGUCUACGUCACACACGAGAAGGACACCCUGGUGCUGAAGUGCAGGGCCAGCCAGAUAGCCACCAUCGUCUCGCUCUUCUACAACAUCUUCCUCAUCAUCCUGUGUACGGUGUACGCAUUCAAAACCCGCAAGAUCCCGCAGAACUUUAACGAGGCCAAGUACAUUGCUUUCACUAUGUACAGCACAUGCAUUGUUUGGUGUGCCUUCGUUCCGAUUUAUUUCGGAGCUAACCACGACUUCAAGAUCGAGGUUACCUCCCUGUGUAUGUGUGUUAACAUUAGCGCUACGGUUGCCCUGUUCUGUCUGUUUGCGCCGAAAGUUUACAUUGUGUUGCUGCAGCCUCACAAAAAUAUCCGCCAGACGUCCUCGGCGUCACUUUCGGCCAGCAGCAAGACCGCUCGCACCUUCUACGACCCGUCCACCGCUUCCACGGGGAUAGGAUGCAGCGGCGCCGUCCCGCCCUCCUCCUGCCUGUACAACGACCUAAACGGUGGGGUAUACUGCGGGGAGAUCCCCAGCGAGCCCCCGCUGCCUCCGCCCUCCAGGGAGAGGAAGAAGAACAGCGUCCAGGUGGUGCUUACCAACUCCUCCGGGGGCGUAGUCAUCACCACCACCACCACCGCAGCGCCCAUCACCAGCUCCGCUGGGGCGGAGAGGCACAGCGGGGAGCUGGCAGUGGACGAAGAGAUAGAACAGAUGGUCCUGGAUGACCCUGACGCGAGUGAUGGGCCCCACGUUCAGCGGCACCACGGGGGAAGCGUCGUCCUCUUCACCAACGUCAUGGGCGGACUUAAUGAAACGGAGGACAGUAGCUCGAGCUGUGACGAGUCGUCUCCCGUGAAGAUCGUUUCAUUAGACAUCACGUGACCAUCGAUACAGCAUUAGCUAUCAAAUCAAUAACAAUACACUUUCCUUCGUUACAUAUCACUGUGUCCGUUUAUCGAACUUUCGAUAACAACAUCUAUUCCAUGUGCGGAUCGAUAUAAUUCUGUAUCAGUAACUUAUAGAGCUAUCCAAGCGUAAUUUGACAAAACGCUAAGUAAUUGGUACACCAUAUACUAAGUAACUGGUACACCAUGUAAGUAAUUGCUUGAUGGUAAAAGUGUACAUAUACAUGAGUAAACACUAACUAGGCGCAGUAAAGUAAUGGCAGCUAAUAAGAAGGAUUAUAAAUAUAAAAAUUAGCAAGGACAAAGCAAGAACCAUCAUUUUUAUCUGUCCCUUGUGUUCCUCGUGGAAAAUAGGGCCCUCAGUAAAACCACCCACUCUCCACAGUCCCUUGCUAGUCUUUUAAUGACAUCCCAUCUGUUCCCUGUCCUCUCGGCCUCGU
Messenger RNA from Biomphalaria glabrata, 3985 nucleotides. RefSeq names its product metabotropic glutamate receptor 8-like. The record is from RefSeq and is a predicted model, not a curated record. Lineage: Eukaryota; Metazoa; Mollusca; Gastropoda; Planorbidae. Gene Ontology annotation, molecular function: adenylate cyclase inhibiting G protein-coupled glutamate receptor activity. The coding region runs from base 415 to 3522 and encodes 1035 amino acids. Gene Ontology annotation, cellular component: membrane. The transcript has 14 exons. Gene Ontology annotation, biological process: regulation of synaptic transmission, glutamatergic; G protein-coupled glutamate receptor signaling pathway.